UUACAUCAUUACAGAACAGUCUCUAUUUCUACCUAUUGUUCUCCAUUACUUGACUUUACCUAACAUUACAUAAUAUUAGGCGCCCUCUUGUGGCGGUUAUUGGAACUGUUGCUGUAAGCUGUCUGCUUGCCUAGAUGCUCUUCUCCCCAAUGAUUUUUACUUCUCAGCUGAUAUUAAGCAGCAUCAGUCUCUGCCUUAUGUCUCUGGUACACAGUCUGCUCACAGAAUACAAAGCCCUUCCUGCCUGUGUGAGCUUUCCCUCCUACCUGCUCAGCAGGCUGCACUGUGACUUGCCUCCCCUUCUCUCUCUCUGCUCACACCUCUGUCUCUGCCUCCUUGACUUCUUCUUCUGGCUGAGGGCAAUGACUCUUCUGUCCGCAGCUCAUCCCUUCGCAGCGCAAUUUUAUCAAUGGACUGCAAGUCGUGCAACUGCCACUUGUGCAACUGGUCAAUUCUUGGACUCUAUCGGGAUGGGGGCUCAUCGCGUGCUGUGAAUGGGUGACUUGCAGCAUCCCGAAGGCUACAGGUCACAAGAGCUGAAAAAUGCCGAUGGACAAAAAUGUUUCGGUGCUCUUCAACUUCUCCGUAGCCUCCUCGUUAAUGAGACAGGAUGGGAAUCGGAGCCUGGAAAUUGCACCCCAGCAGGUGGUGGUUGGGCUAUUACUGACGGUGAUCGAUUUGGUCACCUUCCUGGGGAACACCGUGGUUUUUAUCUGCCCUGCGGUGGAGAAGAGACUGAGAACUGUAACAUAUAUGUUCAUUAUGUCGCUUGCAAUGGCUGACCUCCUGGUGGCUUGUUUGGUGAUGCCUUUUAGUAUAAUCUAUGAGGUGACCGGGAUGUGGCUAUUUGGAAAGCAGUUCUGUAAAGUCUGGAUCUCAUUUGACGUCCUGUUCUGUACAGCGUCGAUCGUCACCCUUUGCUUCAUCAGUCUGGACAGAUACUGUUCGGUGGUCACUCCCUACCAUUAUUCCAAGAGGAUGUCACGUCGCAGGUGCAUCAUCAUGACAGUAACAAUAUGGGUAUAUUCUUCACUGAUAUCCUUCCUUCCUGUCAUGCAAGGCUGGAAUGAGAUCCCUGGGAUUGACUUUGACAAUGCAAAGGAGUGCAUCUUCGUGACCAACUGGACCUUUGCAAUCGUCGCCUCCUCCUUGGCCUUCUACAUUCCCUUCAUGAUCAUGUGCAGCAUGUAUUUCUUUAUCUACAGAGCUUCCAGGUUAAAAGCCACCCGUAUUGUGUCUCAGACACUGGACCUCCAUUACCACCCAAAUAGCAAGCGCCAAAAUAACUUGCAACUGGAGAAUAAAGCCACUAGGACCAUGAGUAUAAUUAUCUCAGUAUUUGUCAUGUGCUGGCUUCCGUACUUUGUCCUGAAUGUUUGGAUUGCGGCAAGUGGUAGCAGUUCCACUAACACAGUCAUGGUGAAUGCCUUUAAGUACAUUACAUGGCUGGGAUAUUGUAAUUCCACCAUCAACCCCAUGCUGUACGCUUUCCUCAAUCGUGACUUCCAGAGAGCCCUCAAAAAGCUACUCAUUUGUAGGCGUUGGAGGACUCAGGUGGACAUCGGAGAUGACAUGGUCUCCAUAGUAACCUUUUCUAAAACUGCUCAAGAUCCAGAAUACAACAUUAAGUUGCCAAUAUCUAACUGUGUCUUGAAGAACAAACAAGCCAUUAAAUGCCCUCCUACAGCACAGUGCUAACCAGAUAAUUUUUAUACUUGCGAUGUUUCUUUUGUUGGACUUAACCAGGUGAUUGUCCCUUGGUAAGAGUUGUGAGUUGAAAUAUGGACUCCUAAGAUCCAGAAACUAUGGGUGGUACAAAAAUGUAUUACGAUAAUUGUAUUUUAUUUUUUAUUUAUAAUAGGGACAAGGCCCACAUGGCUAUUACGAUAAUUUUAAUUUCUGUUUAAAACAUUUUAUAUUUUUCAGAAACUAGACAGUAAAAAUACUGUAUUUAUUGGCGUA
Rana temporaria (common frog) is the source of this 1962-nucleotide messenger RNA. Its product is annotated as octopamine receptor-like. The record is from RefSeq and is a predicted model, not a curated record. Gene Ontology annotation, molecular function: G protein-coupled receptor activity. Gene Ontology annotation, biological process: adenylate cyclase-activating adrenergic receptor signaling pathway. Gene Ontology annotation, cellular component: membrane. NCBI's taxonomy places the organism in Eukaryota, Metazoa, Chordata, Amphibia, Anura, Ranidae. The transcript has 4 exons. The coding region runs from base 544 to 1698 and encodes 384 amino acids.